AUGGUUUUGAAGCACAAUAAGGCAAUCGACCCAUUUGAGGAGAGGCAAGCAGGGCCAGAUGCGAGACAGGAGAGUCCAAGGUUGCUAUUCUCGGGUAUACACGCCGUGAUUAUGGGCGAUUCUGAUUGUGAUCCUGAUGUUGAGAAGCGCGGGCGUGGGUUUGUGCUGUGCAACCAGGAGGGACCCAUGCCCUAUCCCCCCCACCCACCGCAAGAUCGCUCCCCCGUCUGUCUGUGCUCGCCGUCCCCCUCGAGGAUCCGUUCCGUCCUUGGCAAGUCGACGACCACCCACGACGUACGACGCACCGCCAGCUCACCAACGCUGACUGACCAACUGACCCCGGCGACGCCUGAUACGACGCGCUAG
Molecule: messenger RNA, 366 nt
Organism: Fomitiporia mediterranea MF3/22
Lineage: Eukaryota; Fungi; Basidiomycota; Agaricomycetes; Hymenochaetales; Hymenochaetaceae
Exons: 4
Coding region: 1-366 (121 amino acids)
Source: RefSeq, a predicted model, not a curated record